CAGUUUGGAUUUAUUUCGUGAUGUGGUCGUUCUUUUCUCGUGAUCCUUCAAAGGACUUUCCCUUCGAUGUUGGAGAGCCUAUACCAGGUCUGGAAGAUAAAAGUGUAUGGAGUCUGCACAAAGCCAAGAAGAAGGGAUCUGGAGAAGAAGUAUCCGUGUUUGUAUUUGAUGUCAAGAAUGGCAGUGAAACACAAUUGGAUGUAGCAAAAGCUGCUGUAAAGAGACUGAAGACAUUGCGACAUCCAAGCAUUCUUACAUAUUUAGACAGUUUAGAAUCUGAAAAAGUUCUGUACAUGGCAACAGAGUAUGUAGAACCUCUGGAGACGCAUUUAACACAAUUGUCUAAAGAAGGACACCAACGAGAACUUUAUCUUGCUUGGGGUAUUUUCCAAAUAACUCGGGCCCUCAGUUUCCUGAACAAUGAUGGAAACCUGAGACACAACAAUGUGUGCAUGUCAUCUGUGUUUGUCAAUUCAGCUGGUGAGUGGAAGCUGGGGGGUCUAGAAUAUGUAGCUGGGGCCAGCGAGGGCACAGGACUACCAAUCAAGAUCCUGCCUGUGUUGGAGAAGUACGAUGCUCCUGAGAAGUGUGACUCCAGUAAACAGCGGUUUGUCACAAAAUGUUCCACGGACAUGUGGGGCCUUGGCUGUCUGAUCUGGGAAGCUUUCAAUGGACCACUUCCUCAGCAGGCUCAGCUGAAGGACUUGGGAAACAUCCCGAAACAGCUGAGUACAGUGUACUGUGAAUUAGUUGGGGCCAACCCAUCAUCCCGACCAAACCCUGCAGACAUUAUCACACGCUGCCGCAAAUUAGGGGGCUACUUCAAGAAUGACUUGGUGGAUACUCUGCUCUUUUUGGAGGAGAUUCAGAUCAAGGAUAAAGGAGAAAAGAACCGAUUUUUUAGUGCCAUCACACCUCAGCUGGACAACUUCCCUGAGAACGUUUGCCGUCAUAAGAUUCUGCCACAGCUGAUCACAGCAUUUGAGUAUGGAGAUGCUGGGUCUGUCGUCCUCAUGCCCAUGUUCAAGUUGGGGCGACUGUUGGAUGAGCCGGACUACCAGAAGAAGGUAGUGCCUUGUGUCGUGAAACUGUUCACAUCCACAGACAGAGCCACGCGGAUACGACUGCUGCAGCAACUCGAGCACUUCAUAGGACAUUUGCAGGCGGCUACAGUGAAUGACCAGAUCUUCCCCCAAGUGGCACAUGGCUUCAUGGAUACAAACCCAACCAUCCGAGAGCAGACAGUGAAGUCCGUGAUCCAUCUUGCCCCCAAGCUCAACUACAACAACCUGAAUGUGGAGGUUUUACGCCACUUUGCCAGACUGCAGUCCAAGGAUGACCAGGGUGGCAUCAGGACCAACACCACUGUGUGCCUGGGCAAGAUUGCCCAGCACCUGCAUCCCCAGAUACGGCAGAAGGUCCUCAUCUCUGCCUUCAUCCGUGCCAUGCGAGACCCAUUUCCUCCUGCCCGCAGUGCAGGUGUCCUAGCACUGGCUGCCACACAGCAGUAUUUCCUUCUGUCUGAGGUUGCAGUACGUAUUCUGCCUGCCCUCUGCCAACUCACAGUUGAUCCAGAGAAGUCUGUGCGUGAUAAUGUGUUCCGGACUAUCAAGGGGUUCCUGGGAAAGCUAGAAAAGGUGUCAGAGGAUCCCAGCCUGAGGGAAUCAAUGGAGGCUGAUGUCCACACAGCCACGCCAAGCCUGUCCAACGCUGCUGCCACAUGGGCAGGCUGGGCUGUAACUGCAGUUACUUCCAAGUUUUACCGCAGCCAGUCUGAUACUGUGAAGUCGAUAACUCCAGUCGCCAGCAAGACACUGAGCAAGCCUGGCUCAUUGGAACAACCAUCUAGCAGCAGCAUUUCCACGACAACAUCAAGUGUGACAUCAAUGACAUCGCUAGAGCAGGAGGAAAGUAAAGGGGCCGAGUCAGUGUCCGACUAUGAUGAGACAUGGGACACAGAGAACUGGGGUGAAAUGGAUACCCCAGCAAGCCCACCGAGUACAGCUUCAGAACCAAAGAGCCUGCUGCCAGGAACUAAGGAAAAGAAGGGGACUGAUGGCUGGGAUAUGGAGGAGUGGGGCAGUCUGGAGGAAGAUUUGGCGGCAGAGAGUGGUCAAGGGGAAGGGUGGGGCACAACAGACUUUGUUCCUGUGGAGGAUACAGCCGGAACAAAAUCUGUGAACACCUACAACUGGGGAGAUGGCACCAAGGAAGAGUCGGCAAAUCGGACACAGAGCUGGGAGGACACCGAGUGGGAACCUCUGGAGGAGACUGGUGGAGCCUCGAGCAGAUUGGAAGAGGCACGUAAAAAGCGAGAGGAGCGGAAACUGCAGCGCCAGAAGGAACUCGAAGCUCGAAGAGCAACCAGAUUAACAGGUGGACCCAUGAAACUAGGAACAAAGAAAAUAUAACUGCCACACACUAGAAACAAGAGAUUUCCAGCAGAGGUGACUGUAGGACAGUGACCAGUGUUAAAUGGUUGCACAAGCGGAUGUGCUGGUGCUGUGCUGCCAACGUCCAGUUCCUGGCAUUGUGUGCAGUGGCAGCCAAGUUUUGCAUUUUUAACAUACUUAUUUACUAUAUUGAGAGUGCUUUUUUAUUCAUGAGAGUUACUGUCACAAAUGAACAAGGUGUGAUUCCUCAGGGCAUGUGAAGUUGCCCUAGAAUUGUGAGGUGUCAAUUUAAAGUAUAUAGUAAGAGUUACCAACAUUUCAUAUGUCUGCAAGUGAGGCACAGUCUCCACUUGAACUGAUUACUGCUGUGUGAGUUCUCUCUUUGUACAUGGCCAGUCAGUAACUUUGUUUUAUAGACCUAACUUAUAAUUACAUUUCUCUGUGUGUUAGGAUUAAGGUUAUGUUUAUUUAUACUAGAUUUGGUGUGAAUUUCAUCUGAAUCCUGAAACUUGUCAGCUUGGUUCCUGGUAGGAAGACUUACAGUCAUGAGUACAUAUAUGAUGAAAUCAAAGAAUUAGAAAUUUUUGACUUAUUCAUUCUGAUUAUAGAAGAUCACAGAGUUAUUCAUUGUACCUCCUUUAUACAUAGCUCAUGACCUAGCCAUACCCACAGAAAAGUACCAUGUGUUAUAACAUUGCCAUUUUGAAUUAAAUUGGAAAAAUUUCACCAAACUUUGUAUUCCUGUUUGCCAUGGAAGUGGCAAUGAGUGUACAACUUGCCAUGUUGAACUGCCUAUACAUGUCUUUUAACAACUGAAGCAGCAUCUCUGUGAGACAGGAUGUGUAACAACAUCUACCUGUGAAUGCAGGUCACCACAGACUGUACUGACACCAGCCAAUGAUGCCAUAACUGCCACUGUGGAAUGAGAGCCAUUGAGAGGCUCACAUUAUAUCAGGAGACUGUCCCAACCGAGGGUCCUAAAAGGACUUCCAUGUUAAUCAAUUACAUCCAUACUACUGCUCAUGGAGUGUACAUCUGAUUCCUGAAGAUUGCCCACUAUGGAUGAAAUUCUGUGAAUGGCUACAUCAUAGAUGAAUUCUCUGGACAGAUGAAGCAUGUUUUGUGUGUGUGUGUGUUCAGCAUCUGCAGCAUGCAGUAAUCCUCAUGCUAGCUGUGAAUGUGGGUAUCAAGUCUGCUUCAGCAUCAGUGUUUGGCUGCAAUCACCAGGGACAUUAUUUUAGGCCCCCUGUCUGCUAUCUGAUGGGCUGACAUCAGUGAUACCACAAUUUGCUGGAAACCAUUCUACCAGCGCUGCUUAAAGAUGUGCAUCUAGCUGCGAGCAGAGGCUGUGGUUUCAGCACAGUGGAGUCCCUGUAUGGUGAGGGGAAGACUUACUACAGCAGUGGUUGAAUGUGAUAUAUCAAAGAAGGCGGGUUGGAUGUCAAGGGCUGAUGGCAUAGCCUCCUCAGUCACCAGAUCUAACUGUGGUCGAUUUCCUCCUGUGGGGACACCUGAAGGACCACAUGUGCCUUCUCAGGACUAUCCCUCAAAAGACCUUAGGAGGCUGCGAUGAUGGUUAGUGCCAACAUAUCAAGAGGCGUGAAUGCCCUACAGCACACUGCCAUCUGCUUGAAAUAGUCGGAAACCACUUUGAAUGCUUAUUGUAACUAACUAUGAGGCAUUCAUGGUUUAAUCAUUUGACAAUGAUGUGUAUCUUAAAAACCAAAUGUCACAGGACAUGCAGCGCAAGGUCUUCAGCUUGUUUUUUUUGACAU
Molecule: messenger RNA, 4168 nt
Organism: Cryptotermes secundus
Lineage: Eukaryota; Metazoa; Arthropoda; Insecta; Blattodea; Kalotermitidae
Gene: yata
Product: N-terminal kinase-like protein
Exons: 19
Coding region: 21-2411 (796 amino acids)
Biological process (GO): protein phosphorylation
Molecular function (GO): ATP binding; protein kinase activity
Source: RefSeq, a predicted model, not a curated record